AUGUCGAGGCUACCGGACGGCCUGAUUGCCUUCGGGCCAAACGCCAACUGCACUCUCGAGCUCUGCCCGAUCGAAUGGAGCGUUCUACAGUACCGGCCUUCCGUGCCAGCUAGCGCCACAUUCAUUGCGCUUUUCUCGAUCGCCCUGCUUGCUCAUGCCGUACAGGGCAUUCGAUCACGAACAUGGGGUUUCAUGGGGAGCAUGAUCGCUGGGUGCAUUCUGGAGAUAGUUGGCUACGUGGGACGGUUGUUUAUCUACGAUAACCCGUUCAACUUCGAGGGGUUCUUGAUGCAAAUCGUUUGUAUUACGGUCGCCCCGGUCUUCUUCUCCGCUGCUGUUUACGUUCUUCUUUCCCAAACAAUCAACCAUCUGGACCCUUCGCUAUCCCGCGUCAGGCCGAAGCUGUUUUACUGGAUCUUCAUUCCUGCCGAUAUCGUCUCCCUCAUUCUGCAGGCCGUCGGCGGCGGUUCGUCUUCUGUUAGCACCACAAAAGAGGCCGUCGAUCGAGGAGUCAACAUUUCCUUGGCUGGAUUGGUUUUCCAGGUCUUUUCACUCCUUGUGUUCUCUAUCUUGUUCGCGGACUACAUCAUCAGAUACAACCGCUCAAUCGGUCGGUCGAAGAUGAACGGGAGGCUCAAGAUUUUCUUGCUGUUCCUAGGGCUCAGCACGCUUUUCAUCCUCCUUCGAUGCGUCUACCGUAUUGUAGAGUUGCAUGAGGGCUACUUCAGCCACUGGUUCCGAGACGAGGCUCCGUUCAUUGCCAUGGAGUCGGCGGUUAUGACCAUUGCUGUCUUCUGUCUGAAUGUGGGACACCCAGGACUGGUGUUUGACCACAGAAAGAGUGGUUCCAAGGUUACUCACUACGAGGGUGUUCCUAUGGGGGAAUCUCACAAGGACGCCGCGGACAGGAGCCAAGGGACACAAUAUCAGCCUUCGGAUGCAUCAAACUACAACUCCGGUAAUGACGGGCGGCGACUGCGCCAUGACUUCAAUCACUUCGUAAAGACAGAGCCCGCAGAAGGAGUCCCAAUCGCUCCUCCAGCCGCCUCGAACUCGAACAAAACGUUUACUCUUGCGGUCAAAGACAACAUCGCCACCCAUGGUCUACCGACAACAUGCUCCUCCGCGAUCCUCUCCUCCCACAAAAGCCCCUUCGAGGCCACUAUUGUGCGCCAGCUUCGCGAAAGAGGCGCCCGAGUUGUCGGAAAGACGAACAUGGAUGAAUUCGGAAUGGGAUCGCAUUCCUUGAACUCGGUGCAUGGACCGGUACUGAACCCACUGUCCCCCACGCCAACAUCCGCUGGCGGAAGCUCGGGCGGUAGCGCGGUCGCGGUUCAGACGGGUGAGGCGGAUGUUGCGCUGGGUACCGAUACAGGCGGCUCGAUUCGUCUACCCGCAGCAUACUGCGGUGUCGUGGGGUAUAAGCCAUCAUACGGCAUGCUCUCGAGAUGGGGCGUAGUUCCAUAUGCGAACUCGCUGGAUACUGUCGGACUGCUCGCGCGGGAGGUAGGGAUCAUGGAGGACCUGGUUUUCGGCACUGGUCUGGACGGAGAACACGAUCCGCAAGACCCGACGUCUCUCUCAAAAACCUUCAGAAAGACCCAGCAAGACCAAAGGUCAGACUCAGGCACACGCCUGAGAGUCGGAAUUCCGCUUGAGUACAACAUCGAAGAACUAGAUCCCGAGAUUCGAACUGCUUGGUCGAACGCUGCAGGCCUCCUCGAGGCAUCCGGCAUCGAGAUCGUGCCGGUCUCUCUUCCCUCGACCAAACAUGCUCUCUCGGCAUACUACGUCAUCGCACCUGCUGAAGCAUCAUCAAAUCUCGCCAAAUACGACGGCGUCCGCUACGGCACCCGCGGCGACGAGAGCGACGGUGCGGGCGAAGUCCUCUACUCCAAGACGCGAGGUCUCGGUUUCGGCGACGAGGUGAAGCGCCGCAUUCUCCUCGGCUCCUACAGUCUCAGCUCGGAGGCGAUGGACAACUACUUCAUCCAGGCGCAGCGCGUGCGCAAGCUCGUCCAGCGCGACUUUGACCGAGUUUUCAGGCUGGAGAACCCGUUGUAUGACCCGCAGCAGUUCGACCUCAGCGACAUGAAGGACGAGGUUGAGUUGCAGGACAAGCUGGGCCCGUCGCAGGUAGAUUUCCUGCUGUGUCCGACGGCGCCGACGUUUGCGCCGAGGAUUCAGGAGAUUAGGCAGCAGACGCCGGUGCAGGUGUACAUGAAUGAUGUUUUCACGGUGCCUGCAAGCUUGGCGGGAUUGCCGGCCAUCAGCAUCCCAACCAAGAUCGAGUCGUCAGCUGCGGAUGCGGACGAAAGCCGGAAGUUGGCGGGUCUGCAGCUGAUCGGCCAAUUUUGGGAUGACAGACGUCUUCUUGGCGUGGCCAAGGACCUCCUCCGCCAGCUGUCAGCAUAG
Molecule: messenger RNA, 2415 nt
Organism: Colletotrichum karsti
Lineage: Eukaryota; Fungi; Ascomycota; Sordariomycetes; Glomerellales; Glomerellaceae
Exons: 6
Coding region: 1-2415 (804 amino acids)
Biological process (GO): glutaminyl-tRNAGln biosynthesis via transamidation; mitochondrial translation
Cellular component (GO): membrane; glutamyl-tRNA(Gln) amidotransferase complex; mitochondrion
Molecular function (GO): glutaminyl-tRNA synthase (glutamine-hydrolyzing) activity
Source: RefSeq, a predicted model, not a curated record